Molecule: messenger RNA, 5187 nt
Organism: Cajanus cajan (pigeon pea)
Lineage: Eukaryota; Viridiplantae; Streptophyta; Magnoliopsida; Fabales; Fabaceae
Product: protein transport protein SEC16B homolog
Biological process (GO): Golgi organization
Cellular component (GO): ER to Golgi transport vesicle membrane; endoplasmic reticulum exit site
Source: RefSeq, a predicted model, not a curated record
AAUGAAAAAUUGAAAAAACGUAGUGGUAUUGUGUUCUUGGUGGGUGCGAACGAAAUCGAGGGCUUUUCCUCUCUCCAAAUAUUCUCUCUAUCUGGUAGCCUGCAAGAUUGAUAACAUGGAUCGCAGAGUUUAAUUGUUGAAUUGAGGCUUUUAGGUACGUUUUCCUUGAUUUCUGGUUAUUGGAUUGCGUGCGUUUCAGAAUUCCCAGAUCUUGUUUUCUCUUUCGGUUUUUGCUACUUGUACUCGAGUUUUAGCUUUUAAGGUUGCAGUAGCUUCGAGGAUUUUCGCUUUGGAUCUCGAGGUUUAGCUCUGAGCUUGAGGUUAGGAAUUGGGCGAGGUGAAGAAAUCUGCGAUUAAUUGAGCGUGUUUUGGUGGGAUCAAGGGGAAUCGGUGAAGGGUUAGGGUUUUUGGUGAUGGCUUCGAAUCCUCCAUUUCACAUGGAGGAUCAGACGGAUGAGGAUUUCUUUGACAAACUGGUUGAGGAUGAUAUAGAGCCUAUUGUUAAGUCUGGCCAUGACGACGACGAAGGGAAUGAUUGGGAUGAAGCUAAAGCAUUUGCAAAUCUGGGAAUCAGUGAUGUUGAUGCUGCUGCAUUUGAGAAUUCUGAUGCUGGCGAGAGUGGGGUUGAAGUCAAAGGGGAAUUGGGUGCUGUGGAAUCCGAUCUGGGAGUUGAACAAGAGGGGAAUUCGUUGCCAUCCUCUAGUUCAGUUGGAUUUGAUAGUAAAGUGGAUCCCAGUGAUGAUGGGACUGUGGUGGGAUCGGAAUUCACGUCCACUUCAGCAGCAGUCACGAACGAUAAAGUCGGCAGUUCUGGGGUUAAGAUGGUGGGUUGGAAUUCUUUUCAUGCUGAUUUGGAUGGAGGCAAUGGGUUUGGAUCGUAUUCUGACUUUUUCAGUGAGCUGGGAGAUCAGUCUGGGGAUUUUCUGGGGAACGUGUGUGAUAAUUUAAGUAGUGAGGUGAAACCUGGUAAUGAAGUUCAAAAUGAUGGCUUAAAUGCCUCUGGUAAUUAUGUGCAAUAUCAAGAGGGUCAAGGUUAUGAUGCAUCUUUAGAAAGCCACACGAACAGGCAAGGUGAUGGCUUAAAUACUUCAGUUAAUCAUGUACAAUAUGAAGAGGGUAAAGCUUAUGUUGCAUCUUCAGAAGAAAACACAAAUGGACAAGAUCUGAGUAGUAGUCAGUAUUGGGAGGAUGCUUAUCCUGGCUGGAAGUAUGAUUACAACACUGGGCAAUGGUAUAAAGUAGAUGACUAUGAUGUAACAGCCACUACUCAGCAAAGCUCUGAAGCCAAUACAGCAGGGGAUUGGACAGCCCCUUCUGAUGGGAAAACAGAGAUUUCUUACAUGCAACAAACUGCUCAAUCUUUUGCUGGAACCUUAGCCGAAACUGGCACAACUGAAAAUGUGUCUAGUUGGAGUCAGGUUUCACAAGGGAAUAAUGGGUAUCCAGAGCAUAUGGUGUUCGAUCCUCAGUAUCCUGGUUGGUAUUAUGACACAAUCGCCCAAGAAUGGCGUUCAUUGGAAACUUACAAUUCAACCAACCAGUCUUCUGUUCAUGUACUUGAAAAUGGGCAUGCUUCUACCAGUACUUUCUUAUCUAAUGGUAAUAGUUUGUAUAAUGAGUAUAGCCAAGCUGAUAAUUAUGGACCACCGGCUGUUGAUGGUCAGGCUAUAGAUGGCAGCUGGGGUGGUUUGUAUAGUGCUAAUCCUCAGCAGGGUUUUGACAUGUACACAACUGGUACUGCUACUAAAAGAGGGGAUAAUAUAACCUCUGCUGGUAACCAACAAGUUAAUCAUUCUUUCAGUUCAAGUUUUUCUGUGAACAAAGAUCUACAAAAUUCUUAUACUUCCUUUGGAUCAGUUGCUUACAAUGAAGUAAACCAUCAUCAUGGUUUGGCUAAUGGAACUUUUGAACCACAGAGCUUUGGCCCUAGUGGUGACAUUGUUCAACAGUUUAAUUAUUCAAACACAAAGAUCAGUGAACAAAAUUUUUUUUCAAAUGAUUUUACUGAAAAUCAAAAGCCCUUUAGUUAUUCUCCACAAACAAUCCAGGGUGGGGAUCAGUAUUCACAUGCCCCUCAUGUUGGGAGAUCAUCAGCUGGACGCCCUUCUCAUGCUCUGGUAACUUUUGGAUUUGGGGGGAAACUCAUCAUAAUGAAAGAUCCUAGUUUUUUGAGCUCAUCCUAUGGAAGCCAGGAUUCGGCACAAGGUUCUGUUUCUGUGUUGAACUUGAUAGAAGUUGUCACCGGAAAUAUGGAUUCUAUCAGCAUUGGAAAUGGUACCAGUGAAUAUUUCCGUGCUUUGAGCCAGCAAUCUUUCCCAGGUCCAUUGGUUGGUGGGAGUGUUGGAAGUAAGGAACUGUACAAAUGGUUAGAUGAGAGGAUUGCACACUGCGAAUCACCUGACAUGGAUUAUAAGAAAGGUGUUAGGUUGAGACUCCUUCUUUCCUUGCUUAAAAUAGCUUGUCAACAUUAUGGAAAGCUACGUUCUCCUUUUGGUACAGACACCAUACUAAAAGAAACUGAUACUCCCGAGUCGGCAGUUGCAAAGCUUUUUGCAUCUGCUAAGAUGAGUAGCACAGAGUUCCCUCAAUAUGGGAUGCCAAGUCAUUGUUUGCAAAGUUUGCCUUCUGAAGAACAAAUGAAGGCAAUGGCUCUUGAGGUUCAAAAUCUUCUUGUUUCUGGGAAAAAGAAGGAGGCUUUACAAUGUGCUCAAGAAGGACAAUUGUGGGGACCUGCACUUGUUCUUGCUUCACAACUUGGCGAUCAGUUCUAUGUUGAUACAGUGAAGCAAAUGGCACUUCGCCAGCUUGUUGCUGGGUCACCUUUGCGCACAUUAUGUCUUCUAAUUGCUGGGCAACCAGCUGAAGUAUUCUCUACUGAUACCUCAUUUAGUGGGCAUCCUGGUGCUUAUAUGGCUCAACAGUCUUCACAGGUUGGAUCUAAUGGUAUGCUUGAUGAUUGGGAGGAAAAUCUGGCUGUAAUAACUGCAAACAGGACCAAAGGAGAUGAACUUGUAAUUAUUCACCUAGGUGAUUGCUUGUGGAAGGAAAGAAGUGAGAUUACUGCCGCACACAUCUGCUAUUUAGUUGCUGAAGCAAACUUUGAGUUAUACUCAGAUAGUGCAAGAAUCUGUCUUAUAGGAGCAGAUCACUGGAAAUGUCCUCGAACUUAUGCUAGUCCAGAGGCUAUCCAGCGGACUGAGUUAUAUGAAUAUUCAAAGGUGGUUGGAAACUCUCAGUUUACAUUGCAUCCAUUUCAGCCUUAUAAGCUUAUAUAUGCAUAUAUGCUAGCUGAAGUGGGGAAGGUUUCAGAUUCAUUGAAGUAUUGCCAAGCACUACUGAAAUCCUUGAAAACUGGUCGUGCUCCAGAAGUAGAAACAUGGAAACAAUUAGCAUUAUCUCUUGAGGAGAGGAUUAGAACUCACCAACAGGGUGGAUAUGCUGCAAAUUUGGCUCCUGCAAAAUUAGUUGGCAAAUUGCUCAACUUUUUUGAUAGCACUGCACAUCGAGUUGUUGGUGGUUUACCACCACCUGCUCCAUCGUCAUCGCAAGGAACUUUUCAUGGUAGUGAACAACAUUACCAACACAUGGCACCCAGAGUAUCCUCUAGCCAAUCAACAAUGGCCAUGUCAUCAUUAGUUCCAUCUGCUUCAAUGGAACCCAUAAGUGAGUGGACAGCUGACAAUAAUAGAAUGCCUAAGCCUAAUAGAAGUGUUUCUGAGCCAGAUAUUGGCAGAACCCCAAGACAGGAAACAACGUCACCUGAUUCACAAGGAAAAACACAGGCAUCUGGGGCUACAUCUCGCUUUUCCCGCUUUGGGUUUGGCUCGCAACUUUUGCAAAAGACAGUAGGGCUUGUCUUGAAACCUCGCUCUGGUCGACAGGCUAAGUUGGGGGACAAAAACAAGUUCUAUUAUGAUGAGAAGCUGAAGACAUGGGUGGAAGAAGGUGCUGAACUUCCAGCUGAAGAAGCUGCACUGCCACCACCUCCAACAACUGCUGCUUUCCAGAAUGGUUCAACCGAAUACAACUUGAGAUCUGCAUUGAAGACUGAAAGUUCACCUCCUAUUGAGGGUUCUAACAUAAGAACUUCUAGUCCUGAACUUAGUCCAGGGAUGCCACCAAUGCCACCCACUACAAAUCAAUUUUCUGCUCGGGGUCGUUUGGGUGUUCGGUCAAGGUAUGUUGACACCUUCAACCAAGGUGGUGGAACCUCUGCAAACUUGUUUCAAUCCCCAUCUGUUCCAUCUGUUAAACCAGCUCUUGCUGCCAAUGCGAAAUUUUUCAUUCCUACUCCUGUACCAGCAUCUAAUGAGCAGACAAUGGAGGCUAUAGCAGAAAGCAACCAUGAAGAUAGUGUAAUAAAUGAAGAUCCUUCAACAUCUGUCACAAAAGAGUGGUCAUACCAAUCUCCCAAUCAUGAAUCAUCAAUGCCCAUUCAAAGGUUCCCAAGUAUGGGUAACAUCUCAAAACAGAGAGCAACCGAAGGAAGUAACUCUGAUUUUGCUCAUGCACGCCGAGCAGCUUCAUGGAGUGGGAGUUUAAAUGAUUCAUUUACCCCUCCAAAAAUAGGUGAUAUUAUGCCUUUAGGAGGGGGAGCUUCGGGCAUGCCACCGUCAAGAUUCAUGCCCAAUGAAUCUUUAAUGCAUACACCUGUGAAAAGUGGCAGUUUUGGAGAAGAUCUUCAAGAGGUUGAACUUUGAGCAGAUGUUCAAACUGUAAAUAUCAAAUUUUGUUUUUGAUCAUCAGAAUAGUUGGGACGUCCCUGCUUCUGCAGCAUUUGUCUGGAACAGUGGUACACGUGAGAUGGGGUUUACACAGAAAUAGAUAUCUAUCCCUUCUCUUUAAGUCCCCAAAUCCCAACUUGGUGAUGUAUUAUUAAAUGUGGUCGGCUCACUUGACACUGGACACCAUCUCAGGAUUAUGGAACUGGUGUGGUACAACAAAGAAACAAAUAGGACCACCUGCUUAGGUGAGUAGUACAACUCAUUUGUUCAUUUUAUUAAACAAGGAAUCGUCCGUGAGGAAAGAUGGCCUCAAUAGAUCAAGGACAAAAGAAUAGCUUAUGGAAUUGUGAAAUAUAAUUUUGUUCCUUUUUGUAUUUGUUUUAGUUAUCAGUCAUUAAAUGAUACUACUAAAUUUCUGAAUCCUCAGCCUUAAUUGGAAGCGUUUUUAUUACUUUGAUGACGA